AUGCGCGGUCCGGGGCGGGGAUGCUUGAGGGGCGACGGCGUGAAGUGGCGGGCGGAGGAGGGCGCGGGUCUGUCUGUGUCCCGCAGGGCCCCAGGGGUUCUCUUGGCUUCUUACAGUUCCCCGGUUUUAUACGAGAGACGUGUCGUGAUCCAGCGACCAGACGGAGCAGGGCUGGAACCAUUCACGCAGCUUCACGCCGCGCCCUGUGGCGCCGGUCACCUGGAGGUAACCUUUGAGGUAUCGACAGCCGAGGGCAGCCCCAGCAGCCGGGGCAACGGCUGCCGAACCCGGUUUCGGGACCAGCGGGGCAGGGAUCACAAAAGCCCUUCAGAAAUCGGUUGCCGGUUUCAACACGGGCGAGGCGCGGACCUUGGGGGAGGCUGCCUCCCGCCGGCUGUCUUGCCGGGAAAGCAUCUCCCUGAUCUUCGCCUCUUAGGCCCGGAGCCCGGCUCCGGGGGCCGCUGCCGCCCCGCGCGUUGCUGUCGCUUUAAGGGCCGGCGGGCGGCGCGGCACCGCCGUCGUCCCGUGGUGCGUUGCGGCGGGCGCGCCUCAACAGGAGGACUUAAUUUUGGAACUCUGGGCUCUUCCACUGCUACAGCAACUACAUCAGCUCCUUCAGUGGGCUUUGGGAGUGGACUUUUUGGAUCAAAAUCAACAACUGGCUUUACACUAGGAGGCACCAGUACAGCAGGAACAGCAUCAACUAUUGCUACAGGACUGACGCUAGGCACGCCUGCCACCACAUCAGCAGCUACCACAGGCUUUAGUUUAGGUUUCAACAAACCUGCAGGUUCGGCCACGCCAUUUGCUUUACCUGUUACUUCUACCUCAGCAGGUGGCCUAUCAUUAUCAUCUGCUCUUACAUCAACUCCUGCAGCAGGAACUACUGGCUUUACGUUAAAUUUGGGUGGCACAACUGCACCAACUACAACUGCUUCCACAGGCCUUUCCUUAGGAGGAGCCUUAGCAGGUUUAGGAGGUUCACUCUUCCAGAAUACAAGCACAGCAGCAACAGGACUUGGGCAGAAUGCUUUGAGUUUGACUCUGGGAACAACUGCGGCUCCUUCAACUACUGCCAAUGAAGGUCUUGGUGGCAUUGAUUUUAGUAGUUCUUCAGACAAAAAGAGUGACAAAACAGGAACAAGACCAGAAGAUAGCAAAGCACUGAAGGAUGAAAAUCUACCUCCAGUAAUCUGUCAAGAUGUAGAAAAUCUACAGAAAUUUGUGAAAGAACAAAAACAAGUUCAGGAAGAAAUUAGUAGAAUGUCCUCUAAAGCAAUGCUUAAAGUACAAGAAGACAUUAAAGCUUUGAAACAACUUCUGUCUGUAGUUGCCAGUGGAUUACAGAGAAACACUCUUAAUAUUGACAAGCUGAAAGUAGAAACUGCACAGGAGCUAAAGAAUGCAGAAAUAGCUUUACGAACACAGAAAACUCCUCCUGGUCUCCAGCAUGAAAAUACAGCCCCAGCAGACUACUUCAGAAUCUUGGUUGAGCAGUUUGAAGUACAGCUGCAGCAAUACAGGCAACAAAUAGAAGAGCUAGAAAAUCAUCUUGCUACUCAAGCAAAUAAUUCACACAUAACUCCACAAGAUUUGUCUAUGGCUAUGCAGAAAAUCUAUCAAACAUUUGUAGCUUUAGCUGCACAACUUCAAUCAAUACAUGAAAAUGUAAAGAUGCUCAAAGACCAAUACCUUGGCUACAGGAAAACCUUUCUGGGAGAUGCCAUGGAUGUGUUUGAGGCAAGACGAACGGAAGCUAAGAAGUGGCAGAGCGCGCCACGUGUUACCACUGGACCGACCCCUUUCAGCAACAUACCAAAUGCAGCAGCCGUUGCGAUGGCUGCAACACUUACUCAGCAGCAACAGCCUGCUACAGGGCCACAGCCAUCUCUGGGAGUUAGUUUUGGAACGCCAUUCGGCUCAGGAUUUGGAAGUAGCUCUGCCUUUGGAAGUAGUGCCACAGGGGCAUCAUCGUUUGGGUUUGGAACUACAAGUAAACCAUCAGGAAGUCUAAGUGCAGGCUUUGGCAGCUCGACUACAUCUGGGUUUAACUUCAGCAAUCCCGGCAUCACAGCAUCAGCUGGCCUGACGUUCGGGGUAUCUAAUCCUGCAUCUGCAGGCUUUGGGACAGGAGGGCAACUUCUUCAGCUGAAGAAACCUCCAGCUGGAAACAAGCGAGGGAAAAGAUAGGCACCCCUUUUAGGGAAGGGGAAGAGAAUCAACUUUGUUCAUCUGAAAAGUCUAUUUUUCUAGAUUGAUGCAUUAGUUAAAUUGCAUCCCAGGAGAUUUAUAAAAAUUUUGCUACUUUUCCCUAGUCUGAAAUACAAAAUGGAAUCAUAUUGAACAGCUAUUUUCUUGUGAAUAGAAACCCGUUUAUGUAUUUUUAUUUUUGGUCCUAGUUUUAGAAAUGUUCUAUACUGCAUUAUUAUUAAAGAAUCUUGUAAAACCAUCUAUUUAACCUAAUGUUAGUAGCAGAAUAUUUUUUGUUAAUAAGCUUUAUACCAUAUGAAUAUAUGCAUAUUUGUUUUUUUGUACAGAUAAAAUAUAUUCUAGUACAAAUACUAGAGUUCAUAUCUUCUGUUCCUGGAUAUGGCCUUUAAAUCUACUUCAGGGUGUUUUUGUGUAUAUGGAUGUAAAUAUAUACAGUACAGUGCACACAUCUGUGUGUAUGUAUGUGUAUAUAUAUGUGUAUAAAAUACAGAUGUGCAAACCUCACCCCAUAGACAGGUCUCCUUUUCUUUGUGCGUUCUCUUUCUCCAUGUUCCCCUGUGGUCCCAUACCUUGAUGUUCCGAGGAGUUUCCAAUAGUGGGUCCUGGGCUAUGUCAUCAUUGCUUCUUGUGUUCUGUUGUUUAAGACCAGCUGACAUACAAUGUUUACUAUUUCAUAAAGUUUGGUAAGUAGUGGUUAGUAGCUGGAUUUUUUUAACCUUUUUCUUCACCUAUUUAGCAGCCAACUGUAAAGAAGAAUCUGAGGUUUUGACACAGACAUUUCAUAGGUGGUGUUCCCAAACUGGUUUUGUUUUUUCUGCUGAGCUGAACAGUAGAGUGUUGCAGGACUUCAGCUGAAAGUUUAGGAUGCCACGAGGUCUGUGUGCAAGCAGAGGGUUGUUGGGCUGGAUGAGCUUUUCCCUGCAGUUGGGGGAGAUAGGAUAUGCUAUUCUAAUGAAAACCCAAAUUAGCUGUUACAAAAAUGGAGUUGAUUCACUAGCUUCUUGUCAGUGCUACUAGCACUGACUUAAAAGCAGUUGCGUAUCUGCUGUCAAUACGAGGUAUAGUACAAUAACUUGCUGCUAAGGAAUGGAGGAGGAAAAUGAUGCAAUUUGAAGGUUAAACCUCUUGCAACAGUAGUUUAUGAAUCUUGCAUAUUACAACAUCAUAGCUUGUUGUGCUGCAUUUCCAAUUUGGUGUGCACUAGAAGUAGCUGGGAAAACAUCUUAAGGAGGGAAUAAUAGCUCAAUUGUAUCUUUGCAAAUAAAGAUACAGGCUGAAGUGUGAACAUGGAACUUUGGAGCCAAGUUGCUUUUUAUGUAGAAGAUGUUUUGUAUAUAACAUGCAUCAAAUGAAUAUUCACAAUCAUUUUCACAAAAGCACCUUUUUUUCUAAAACAGUUACAGUGCUUAAGAUUUUUCUAGUACUAGGUCAUUUGCUUUCUAUUGUUAGAGUUACUACCAUUUUGUAUGUUUUGGAAAUGAUGUCUGCAUUCAGCAGUGAUUGCUCUUUGACAAAUGUUCGGUUUGUCACUUGAUCUGAUAAAAUUAAGGGAAACUGAGCACAGAAUUCUUCACUUUUGUACUAGUAUGUUAUUGCAUCUUUGUGAGCAGUCUCUUAGGAAGGGAUACAAUGGUUUUUUUUAAUG
Molecule: messenger RNA, 3856 nt
Organism: Haliaeetus leucocephalus (bald eagle)
Lineage: Eukaryota; Metazoa; Chordata; Aves; Accipitriformes; Accipitridae
Gene: NUP58
Product: nucleoporin like 1
Exons: 18
Coding region: 1-2190 (729 amino acids)
Biological process (GO): nucleocytoplasmic transport
Cellular component (GO): nuclear pore
Molecular function (GO): structural constituent of nuclear pore
Source: RefSeq, a predicted model, not a curated record